GUGAAUAAUACAAGCUAAUAUUUCACAUCGUCGUUGGGUCGCUCGUCCAGCGCCACUCUGCUCGCGCCCGGGGCUAGCCACGUUAGCAUCAAGCUAGCCCAGCGUCCAGAGCUUGAUGCGGGGCGAGGGUGAAGUCAGGGAGGCAAUGACAGCGGUAGGUGGUGGCAACACGUCGACCUAACCCCUCCACCGCCCAGCCGGCGAGCUCGGCCUUUGUUUACCUGCUUCCCAGGUAGGACGUGAGGGGAGGGGAAGGGGGGCAGGGCAACCCAGCAAGUAGGAGGGAUGCCGGUGGAGGGCGGAAGCAGCAGCGGCUCUGCAUCAGCCACCCGCCACCCCAAGCAGAAACGCAAGGCUCACAGUCUGUCCAUCCGGCGCACCAACAGCACAGAGGACAGGCCCCAGGGCGUCCAAAGAGGAGACAUGCUGGAGGGACAGGAUUCAAAGUUGCCUCUCCCCAUACGAAGCAAUCUUCUCGAACUUUUUGGCCAAAUCGAGCGCGAGUUUGAAAACCUUUACAUCGAAAACAUUGAAUUACGCCGGGAAAUCGACUCCCUGAAUGAGAGACUGACUGGAGAUGGACAAACAAUCGAGGGAGGAGAUCCCACCAAGGGAGCGCUGAAAACAAAAGCCAGUCACAGCACAAGUCAACUGUCACAGAAGCUGAAGACGACCUACAAAGCCUCUACCAGCAAGAUUGUGUCCAGUUUCAAAGCCACCGCAGGGUCUCGGGCUGUGUGUCAGCUGCUCAAGGAGUAUGUGGGUCACCGGGACGGGAUCUGGGACCUCAGCGUCACUCGAACUCAGCCGGUGGUACUGGGCACCGCCUCUGCAGACCACUCGGCUCUGCUUUGGAGCAUAGAGACUGGGAAAUGUCUUCUGAGAUAUGCUGGUCAUGCUGGUUCAGUUAACUCCAUCAAGUUCCACCCCACAGAGCAGAUGGCCAUCACAGCCUCUGGGGACCAGACGGCGCACAUCUGGCGCUACAUGGUGCAGCUUCCUGUCCCCCAGCCACCACCAGAUGUCAGUGCUCCUUGUGAUGACGACCAGGACUUGUCAGACCGAGAGGAAGGAGAGGUGGAUGGAGAGGGCCCCUGCGAGGUCCCCACCGUCCGGGUGCCUACAGCCACCCUGAAGAGUCACCAGGGUGUAGUGAUCGCAGCCGAUUGGUUGGUUGGAGGCCGACAAGUGGUGACAGCUUCCUGGGAUCGUGCUGCGAACCUGUAUGAGGUGGAGACGUCUGAGCUGGUGCACACACUCACUGGCCAUGACCAGGAGCUGACCCACUGCUGUACACACCCUACCCAGCGUCUGGUGGUCACCUCAUCCAGAGACACCACCUUCAGACUGUGGGACUUCAGAGACCCGUCCAUCCACUCUGUCAACGUCUUCCAGGGACACACCGACACGGUGACGUCGGCGGUGUUCACGGUGGGCGACAACGUGGUUUCAGGGAGCGACGACCGCACCGUCAAGGUGUGGGAUCUGAAGAACAUGAGGUCCCCCAUAGCAACCAUCCGCACUGACUCAGCUGUGAACAGGAUAAGCGUCUCCGCCAACCAGAGGAUCAUCGCCCUGCCACAUGACAAUCGACAGGUCCGACUGUUUGACAUGAGCGGAGUGAGGCUGGCCAGACUUCCACGAAGCAACAGGAUGGGUCACAGGCGUAUGGUAUGCUGCACAGCGUGGAACGAAGAGAACCAGUCGUGCAACCUGUUCACCUGCGGCUUCGACCGCCAGGCCAUUGGCUGGAACAUCAACAUCCCUGUCCUGCUGCAGGAGAAGUGAUGCCACUGACGCACACACGCACACACACACAAAUACACUCACAGCAACGCACACAGUGAAGUAGGAGACGAUCAGAAUCGAUCCAUGUAAAUACAAUGUGGUACAUACACUGUAAUCUGUGGACCUCGUACGUGCUCGUACGGUGAAAGCGUUUACCCUGUGAAACAUGGUCGUUGUGCAUUUCACGCAGGUGUGACGUGUGAAAUACGUUUUUCAUUAUUGUCUUAUUUUUUGGAAUGCAGAUGUGACACUGAUUGACGAGAGCAUACUAUUCCUCUGGUUAAUUUAUUCUGUCUCUCAGUGUGCACAUGUGCAGAACGACACAGUUCCGACACUUUUGUUUUCAGAGUUUGCACGAGGCCACGCCCCUCUGUGUUUUUGUGCCCUUCCAUUGUUUAGCAUGGAUUGUCGAGCCCUCCCUGUGAAAGAAAUGACAAACUAUAAAUCUGACUCCACAGUCGCAGGCUGCUGUUCACGUCACUGCUGUUUUCUGUUACUGCCUAAUGGAGGCUCUCGCAUGUAGAUAAACUACAGUCAUGAGCCCAGGAGAGUUUGUAGAAUAUGAUUUAAAGACAUUCUGUAUAUAUGAAGUUGAGGCCUCCGUUGCAGGUUGUUGCUUGUUUCUGAAGAUGACGUGAAACGUUUUUAUCCUUUUAGUCAAAACAGAAUAUUUCCUAUCAUGGAGCCAAACAUAUCAUCACAUCCCCUCCUGCACGUUAUCUUAACAUGUUCCACACAGGACCUGCUCUUUCAAAGAUGGAGAUUUGUGUCUUUGCCUAUUAGUACCUUGGAUGCUUUCAGUUCACAGCCAGCCUAUAUAUAAAUAUAUGUAAUAUUUUGAACGUAUACUGUAACCCUGCCUUGUUCCAUGUUUACAGGAUGUUUUCAUUUUUUUUUAAGCAUUGCUUAAAUUCUGCCUUUCGGUCAGGAUGCAAAGUGUCAAGAGCAAAGUAAACAUCUGCACUCGGGUUGCUCUGGAAUCCUCUAGAGGUGUGAGAUGCGUUCAUCGUCAUCCUAAAUGAAAUAUUCACCACAGGUUGCAAGUGUAGUUAGUAUCAUUUUCUGGACUCAUAUGUUUUUUUUUCUUUCUAUUUUUAUUCACGAGUGUAUUCUUCGGUUAGAGAGCAGGGCUGCUUCUUCUCCAAACCCUGCGUUAACUCUUAAACAGCCCCUGCUUGUGCUUUGAUUUCCUGCCCUCCUGCCUCUCACCUAUUCUCCCCACACUCCUGCUUGUGAGCCCCCAGGAAACGUCUUCUCGUGAAUUGAAUGUAAUUUUCCACCGUAGCUUUAUUUCUUUGAGAUUCCUUUACGGGCUGUUACUCUCACCGGGUUCAUCCCAAUAUCCCACCCUCCAAACUAACACUUUGGCAAACACCUAUGAAAACUAUUUGGCAUGUGAGCAUCAGGAGGAGAGCUGAAGCUGGAGUGCAGGAAAUCUAAGCAAAAGUGGAGCAUGUGAGUGUGAGCGCAGGGUUUGAAGUGAAAGCGUAACGUGAAAUGAAUACAGUAAGUCCUGUUCUUGAAAACCACUCUCUUGAAAAGCUAUUGCCAACUCCGAGCCCGUCUCGCUUUGUCGUGUAUUUAAAUGAGUGAAUUUGUUGCUUUGUGGACAUUUCGGCGCUUCGGUAACGUCAACAUCACGUCGUGGUGUUGACACUUUGCAUCGAACCCUCAGCCUUGUACCUCUCGCCGUUAGCUGUAGAUGAAGCCUCUCUGUCUGUUGGAUCCCCAAACAGAAGCAAUAACCCGUCUCCUUGAUGUUUGACCUGAAAUUAACAGAAACUAUACCUGUUACACAAGUGCAAUAUCCCAAACAUGAAGUCAUGCUCUAGUUUUAUUCAUCCUCGGAUGUUUCGAUGCUGUAAACCUCGGAGUACGUAGCUAUGCAUUUGCUUCGGACCACUAUUCACGACUGUUUCUACCAACAAUAGAGCUGGGAUGGAUUUUUUCUUUGAAGUAGCAUGUACCUAAAAAUGUAAUAAACUUAAAGAAAUACCUUGAAAAUGCAUGCAUUAGCCUUAUCCAUCUGAGCAACAAUGCAAUUUCCCAAACGCUUGUUAAAUAACUAAUUGUGUUCCGCUGCACGGUGCAGAUGGGAUUUUCACUCCUCUUUCAUGCAGGGAACUCCGGCGCCCACUGCUAUCGGUGUCAUUUUGAUCUGCAGGUAGAAAGGCAAGGUAUAAUUUGCGCCCCACAUAUGAAUUCUAACUCGGAGGAAAUAUGAUUUUGGACUGAUACAUUAAAUUAUCGCGUGUCGGAUUGGAAGGGUAAAAAAAAAAGUGGAUAGACUUCACUUCAUUGUAGUGAGUCAUAUUCACCUCAAACUUCAUUAUGUGAUCUACUUUGCAUACUUUAUUGUGACGGGUACGUGCUCUCUGACACUUUCCAAUAAAAAUGUGUGAUUUCCUUUU
Platichthys flesus (European flounder) is the source of this 4199-nucleotide messenger RNA. RefSeq names its product WD repeat-containing protein 37-like. Lineage: Eukaryota; Metazoa; Chordata; Actinopteri; Pleuronectiformes; Pleuronectidae. Gene Ontology annotation, cellular component: preribosome, large subunit precursor. Bases 286 to 1788 code for a protein of 500 amino acids. Gene Ontology annotation, molecular function: protein binding. The transcript is spliced from 14 exons. The record is from RefSeq and is a predicted model, not a curated record.